Molecule: messenger RNA, 641 nt
Organism: Acaulospora colombiana
Lineage: Eukaryota; Fungi; Glomeromycota; Glomeromycetes; Diversisporales; Acaulosporaceae
Source: the annotation of a GenBank genome assembly
AUGACCCAUCUCCCACUCGCCUCUCGCCUCGCCUCGCUGAUCGGCCUCCCGUCAAAUCCAUCCAAGUAUGACGGCAACGACGACGACUACAUCCCCUACACGGGUACCUUUGAGCCACCCCCUGCGUCCUCAUCGAGGCAUGCGUACGCACACGCUCACACGCUCUCGGGCAGUACCCAAGCCGCUCCUUCGUCCACCUACUCGUUAUCCACCACCCACCCACACCCCUAUAACCCCGCGCACAGCAUGGUCCUCACUUCCCCACAAACCGCCACGUCGAUUGCUACGGCCGUAGAGGAGCAGCUGGACCGAGGUCGAAAACGCAAGUCGAGGCCGAUCAGUACCAACUCGUCGUUUGGUCCCAUGUCUCCUCUCACCGCCACCGACUACCAUACCGCGCCAUUACCAAAGACUCCUGUUGCUCAUCCACUUUAUAAUCCGGCAUCGUUGGGUCGGAAAGGCGGACCGUCAUAUUUGUCACUGGACGGCGGGUUUAUUGGGCAGAGCCCAGUCGCCGCUGUGCCACCUCGAGAGCAGCGGGACCGGGACCGGGACCGGGACAUGCGGGAGGCCGCCAAGAUGGAGAAACACGAAAAGUCGGCCUAUCGUACUAGUUUUGCGAGUUUUAUGACGUUUGGCGG